AUGGCCUGUUGCUCCACUGGCUUCUGUGGAUUCCCCAGCUGCUCCACUUGUGGGAACUGUGAUUCCAGCUGCUGCCAGCCAAGCUGCUGCCAACCGAGCUGCUGCCAGCCGAGCUGCUGCCAACCGAGCUGCUGCCAGCCGAGCUGCUGCCAGACCAGCUGCUGCCAACCGAGCUGCUGCCAGCCGAGCUGCUGCCAGACCAGCUGCUGCCAACCGAGCUGCUGCCAGCCAAGCUGCUGCCAGACCAGCUGCUGCCAGCCAAGCUGCUGUGGAACCAGCUGUGGCACUGGCGGUGGCAUUGGCUGUGGCCAGGAGGGUGGCUGUGGAGCUGUGAGCUGCCGUGUCAGAUGGUGCCGCCCAGACUGCCGUGUGGAGGACACCUGCCUGCCCCCUUGCUGCGUGGUGAGCUGCACACCCCCAACCUGCUGCCAGCUGCACCAUGCCCAGGCCUCCUGCUGCCGCCCAUCCUACUGUGGACAGUCCUGCUGCCGCCCACUCUGCUGCUGCUACUGCUGCCCACCCACGGGCUGCGAGUCCACCUGUUGCCAGCCCACCUGUUAA
Molecule: messenger RNA, 561 nt
Organism: Cynocephalus volans (Philippine flying lemur)
Lineage: Eukaryota; Metazoa; Chordata; Mammalia; Dermoptera; Cynocephalidae
Product: keratin-associated protein 1-1-like
Exons: 1
Coding region: 1-561 (186 amino acids)
Cellular component (GO): keratin filament
Source: RefSeq, a predicted model, not a curated record